Anopheles marshallii is the source of this 7371-nucleotide messenger RNA. Its product is annotated as autophagy-related protein 2 homolog A. The record is from RefSeq and is a predicted model, not a curated record. Gene Ontology annotation, cellular component: phagophore assembly site; extrinsic component of membrane. The coding region runs from base 1 to 7371 and encodes 2456 amino acids. Gene Ontology annotation, molecular function: phosphatidylinositol-3-phosphate binding. Gene Ontology annotation, biological process: autophagosome assembly; autophagy of mitochondrion; reticulophagy. The transcript has 9 exons. NCBI's taxonomy places the organism in Eukaryota, Metazoa, Arthropoda, Insecta, Diptera, Culicidae.
AUGCCCUGGUAUGCGCCCUGGUCGGACGUGAUCAAGAAGAAGAUCUGCCGCUUUCUGCUCCAGCGCUAUCUGGGCCAGUUUCUGGAGGAGAAGCUGACGCUCGAUCAGCUGAACGUCGACUUCUACAAUGGCACCGGCACCGUGCACAACGUCACACUUUACUGCCAGGCUCUAAAUGAACUGUGCGAAGGACAAGGAUGGGGCAUCGAGGUAACGGGAGGCCACAUUGGCUCGGUGACGGUGAACGUACCGUACGAUUCCCUGCUCGCCAAGGACAGCUCUCUCGAGGUGUCGAAUCUAACGAUAAGCUUGCGACCGAAGGCACGACCAACCGAUGGCACCUCGAUGCUGGAAUCCAUGUGGUCGUCCAUGUCCAGCUCCAUGCAGCUGGCACAGGAAUAUCUGGAACGGGAAAGCACUGGUGGCAGCAUAGCGGACGGUCACUCCACACACGGUGGCCAUGGACGGGGUGUCAGUGCGACCGUCACCGGCCAACAGUUGCCCGCGAGUGCCAUGGAAGGGUUGGAAAACUUCGCACAAAUCAUUGACAACGUGCUAAAUAGGAUUAAGGCCAAACUUUAUGACAGCGAAAUUAGAAUAGAAUAUUUGUCACCUGAAGGAGACCGAGGAGUUGCUGUGAUAGUGAAAAUCAAAAGUAUCGAUUACCAGAAUGAAGCUGGUAAUGAUCCGCCAGAUCGUAGCCCGAAAACGUCCACGUCAUCGUCAUCCGGAUCGGAUGUGUCAGAUCACACCAUCACUGGUGGCAGCAGGCACCAGCAGCAGCAAAAAUCGUUCCUAAUUGCGACACACGCCACGCAUCACAUUACGAUCGAAGGCAUCACAUUCUACACGGAAGAAUUUCGGAUACACAAUCCGCGUACGCGCCGCCAUCAGCAACAGCAGCGUACGGCGGAUGCGGAACCGAGCGUGUUACCAUCGUACGGUGAAAGUAUGAUAGACAGUGAACAGUUCCGCAGCACGAUCUCACACAUGUCGGAAGGUGGUGGUUCACCGCCGAACUUACUGGCUAGUGGCGGUGUCGGUGGCAUCGAUGGGGACGGAUACUUUAGCUAUAGCAACACAAGCGUAUGUGAUAAUAGUGGCCCUAACAGCCGAGGGACGGAGUUUUAUAGGCGUAGCAACAGUAGCGGUACGGAUCGUGAAACGGAUCCUAGUGAAGAGGAAGAUCCAGAGAGUGAGGACGACCUAGGGGAGUCAGGCGUGCGAAUGUAUCGGUCUGGAGAGAUCAUUGUUGGGAAGAUCACGUCAAAGCAGGAGAUCCGCCUGAAGAUGAAGCAGGCAGACAAUCUGCCCGGCCCAAACGUGGAGCUGGAGUUGUCCGUUGGUUCGAUCCAGCUAUUCCUGACACCGCGCCAGCUGCAUUCGCUAGUAUUGGUUUGCGAUAGUUUCCUGGGCGGAAAUGAAGAACCACCGCCACGGCCAACGGCACGGGAGAUGAAAACUAGUGCCGGCAGGCGGCAUGAAGCAACAUCGACUGCCGAAAUGGAAUUCCAACAAAACAUGACACGAAUGGGCGGUGGAAUCGGCAUUAAUCAGGGCUGGUCUCUAGCCGAUCCGAUGCAGACGAUGAUCGAGGAGCAGGCCGAAUUUUUGCAACGAGACGCCUACCGGGGCGAUGAUGGCGGUGAAAACUACUCCGAAUCAAUCAUAUCAUCCACCAGCUCCAUGACCAGCUCGUUCACGUCGAACAGUACUUCGUCAAGAACGACGGCAACAUCGGCCGCUAGCCGUAGACGCAUGAUCGAUCCGGAUGCGAAUGCGGACAUUUCAAAGUUCAACGUUCGCGUAGCGGCCGUCGCAUUGGUACUGCUGCAUGAAGACAUUCUGCUGGAAAGUAGUCAGCUAGGUGCGGUGGAAUCACCUCUUUCCGAAGCAAGCGUCCAGCAGCUGCAAACGAAGGCGGAUCGAUUCUUCCGUUCCAUCGGUAACUUGGGGCUUGGGCUCGGUGCUAAUGACAUUAACAAUGCCGGGCUUAUCCUGGACAGUGGAUGCGACUGUAACCAUCUGCGGUUACUUCUUGCUCCGCUUAUUCUCGAAGGUGACGAGCAACGGAACAGGUGCGGAUCAUUGUUACGGUUUUCGAUAUCCAUCGCCCGAGCCGAUCUACGCGAGGUACUGCUGGAGGUUUCCGUUCCACUGGUGGAAUUUUAUCGAGAACAGCUGCCUACCAGUUCCGGUAGUUCAUUGCCCAAGCGGCCAGAAAUUAGUAUAACCUUCGAGCAAAGCUGCAAUGCUUUACGGGGCACAAGUGGCAAACGGUUUUCACCUCCACGCACGAAAAUACACGUCAUGAUGGCACCGUUCCUGACAGAAUUUGACAUUACCAUCCUGGAUCGAUUGAGUUCGUUGCUGUACCAAGCGCCUUUCACAUCCUACUAUCAUAAUACGGGUAGCGCCACGACCGCUGUACCAUCACCAAGCAGUCCCUCUUCUGGUCGCUCUAAGCUCGAGGCCAAAACUGACCUGCAGCUAGAAUCGCUAGCGGUAGACUUCCGAUUGCGUUUUCCUAUACCCGAUCUACGACCGAUUCACGAUCCCCAGCGAGUACCAUGGUGGCGGCGUAACAUUCGGCCCGAUUUUCUACUACUGAAGCUGGAACAGGUGCGCACAGGGAUUGCGUUAAGUCCGCACCCAGUGUAUGACAUUUCGGCGAACGAAAUCAAGCUGUUCUACUACGAGGCGGAACCGAAAGGACCACCAAACGGUUCGGGCGGUGUCGGAGGUGUAAAUAUAGGCAAAACUGUGAUGCAAGAGAAUGCUGCUCCCGGGCAGGUUCCGGCGGUGGAAUAUCCGCGAAUAAUAAUCGAGAUCCCGAGCGAAUGUUCGUUGCAGAAAGCACUGGAAGAACCCGCCCAGUGCGGCACUGACAAGGGCACAAAGUGUACCACCGGUGCUGCUAAAUCGUACGCACCGAAAGCAAGUUCCGGACAUCGCAAUUACGAGGAGAGUGACAGUGAUCCAACUUCUGGUGAAAGCUUCGGUGUCACUACAGGACGCUGUAAGGAGGACACACCGUUCAGUGCAAAACGUGUGUGUAGGGAAAGUGAUACACCGCACUCGAAGUCAUCCGCGUCGGGUAUUUCGGACACACCGGAGACACUCACACUACCAGGUGACACGGACGAAAUGAAUACGUUCUGUUCGUGUGCGAUGAAACGGGCAAAGUUGCAGAUUCGCGUGGAUCUUCCCGUGGUUAGCUUGCAGCUAAAAUCGAAACAUUUGUAUGAAGUUAUCUACAAUCGUAUCAGCACGGACCUGCUGCUCUGGGAACCAAGUGCUCCUUCGGCGACGGCUGCGGCUGAGGCGCAAUCAAAUGCACAGCAUUCAGCCCGAGUUUCUUUCCGCGAGCCAGAAAUCAGUCUCGCUGGCAUGGGCAUGAUGGACUCCAUAUACAUGCCCUACACAAUGUGCCAAAGUGGUAUCCAACUGGAUUCCAGCUCGUCCGCAACCAAUUCCGAAUCAGAGUCCGACUCCGAUGGUAUUUUCUACUCGGUGUACGAUCGUACACGCAGUGGCAACCCCGAUACCGGUGGUGCUAGCGGAGCUGGACGUAAAUCGUCUUCACAUUCACAUCGAAGCUCGUCGCACGGUGGUAAGCAGGCACUGGCUGCCAGUGGCGUUGAUCGUGAUGCAAACAGCAUAGCAUUCCGCUUGAAUAUCGGCCAAGGUGUGCUAACGAUGUUCGCACCCGUCCGGGACGCGCAAAAGCAUGUCAUUCCGGGCCAGUUUGGAGAGUUUGUGAUUCGAUUGAAUUCGGCGUACAUAUUCUCCGUGAGCGGCUUCCACGGCAAUACGAAUCUGGGUUACCUGUGCAUACAGGCGAAGUCGGCCGAAUUCUACCAUUGUGGGUUGAUUCCGACACCCAGCAACAAUCCACCGCUGCGUUUGAUAAACAGUGUGUUACCAUCGUAUCUGCAGAGUACGCUGUAUCCGACACCGAAAAGUUUAACCCUACACGAACAGCGUGGUUGUGCGAAUCGGGAGAUGCUUUCGCUUGCAAUCCAGAUUAAAUCUGUGCCCGAUUUGGCGAUCAAACGCAUCCGGCUGGCGGCCGGCAUACAGUUGACUACGCUGCGGCACCAUUCCACAUUGCAGCAACAUGCGUGGCUUACGCAGCUGCUCGACAUGCUGGAUGUGGUGGAUUAUCCCGUGCAGGGAUACGUACCGCUUGGUGUAGUUACGGAAAUGCAUCUGCAUUUGUGGGACUGUGCAAUCGAUUAUCGGCCACUAUACUUCCCUUACCGUGCGGUCAUAACGAUUGGCUCGUUCAUGAUUAGCAGCAACAUCACGACGGCCAGCAGUGGUCUUACGCUGAACUUUAUUGCCGAAGAUGUAACGCUUAGCCUCGCACCGCAACAAAUCACGAUCUCGUCGAACGGUGGAAAGGAUUCAUCUAGCAGUAGCGGACAUCAAGUGGCACAGAACAGUAGCAAGAUAACCGUACUACCGUCGAACGAAUUGGUAUGCGUGCUGGAGGUAGGACUGUUCGAGAUUUCCCUGAUGCUUAAUGAACGGGUGACGGUGAAAUUUCCAAAGUUUGAUUUGCGCACUGCCAUCAACGAUGUGCACGUGCGGACGUGUGCCGAUUCUGCCCGUGCAUUGGCACAGCUGAUCGGGUAUCUGGCAGCAGAAGGUGAUCUGCUGUUGCCGGAAGGUGAUGCCGGUGCGGACAUUUCUGCGAGUGGAGGUGGAAUCUCGUUAGCGGGAGGAUCGGACACUGCAAUCGGUGGAAGUGGUGCAUUAGAGCAGCACGAUGUUGGCAACAUGCAAGGACUGCCGAUGGGUGGUGAAUCGGAGGGUGAGCUGUUACCGGUACGUCCACCAUCCAGCGCCAGUGGACCGGUUGUGACGCCGAAGCAGCAACAGCACGUUAACACCCUUAUGGCCGAUGCAAUGGAAGAAAGCCUGUACAUUGAAAGCACCGCAGGUGGUACCGGAGCGGGAGACGACGCGUUGCUUGAGGGUGGUGCUGGAGUGGAAAUGUUUUUCUUCCCCGACGAGCGGCAACGGCGAAAUAAGGACGAAAAGGAUCCACGUAGCGGUACGAUCGUGUCGGACAGCAAUAGCAAUAAGCGGCGCUUCGGUUCGGACGAUGAUUCGUUAAGUAUCGAUGAUGGUUCGAGCAUACCGUCAUCCUACCAUGAUGAUGAUCAUUAUUUGAGACAGCACGACCAGCACCUCCAUCACACAAAUCUCACCGGAGCUGACGUGGACGAUGAUAACGCGAGUGUGAAUAUGCGCGAGCUGAUGAACUUUGAGCGAUCGGUACUUGGGCAGCAUCCGAUCAAUUACGGCAUAGGAGAUGAUGAUGACGAUGAUACGGGUGUCGAGGCGCUACCACAGGUUGCGAAAGAACUAGGCGACGUGAACAAACUGAACCAACAGCGCGUGGAAUCUAACGUGGCCGGCAGCGGGUCUCAUUUCGCUCAGCGUAAAAUCAGCUCGGAUACCGACGAUGAUUUCUGUAUCAUCGCAGAUGAGGAGCGUCCCCAUCGGGAUGAUUCCCACAACCAGGAGGUGCCAGUGUCGGAAGAUCCCAUUCGCAUUGUGGACAAUCAUUUCAGCAUACCGAGCGGAAAGCCCGACCUGUUAAAAGCUCCGGAAGAUUUCCCCAGCGCAGUGGAACGGUACACAAUCUGUGAGAUGACCGUAACGUGGCACAUUUACGGUGGACGAGAUUUUCUCACCAAAGAGGAUCGACGUCGUAAGGUGAAGCAACCGAUGACGAGUGGGACGGUGAGCAAAGCAGAGAAACAUACAACCGUAGCUAGUACGGCGGGUACCGUCCAUCUUCCUACCGCUUUGCCGAUGUCGGAAGCGUAUAAAUCGGGUGUAAGCUAUUCGAAGGGAUCACCGUCGGUGAGCUUUGGCGGGCCGACCAGUGCAGCAUUGGCUAAGCUAACGUGGAAAACGCGCGGCGGUCCGGAUCGUAAGCACGAUGUGACGAUGGAAAUUCACAUCAGCAAGGUACAGUUUUCGCACGAAACUUACCCUUCCAAUACGAAGGAAGCAUCCCGGCAGGUGCUGUUGAUCAACGAGCUGGAGAUCGUGGACGGGCUGGCCGUGUCGAAUAUAAAGAAAUUUCUGUACCACCCGAAACUGCCCAGCCGCCCAACGAGCAAGCAGAGCACGAAUCACAUGGUCGUUAUUAAGGCGCUGCACAUGCGCCCGAAUCCGGCACUGUCGGCCCAGGAAUGUUGUCUGCGUGUUUCCGUACUACCGAUACGGCUCAACAUCGAUCAAGACUCGCUGCUGUUUUUGAUCAACUAUUUCAAUCAGCUCGGUGGUGGGGGCGAUAUUAAUGAGGCAAAUCUACCGCCCGUGGGACCAACCGGUGGUCGUGCCUCUCAGACAGCGACACCGGCCCAUCAGCCACCGGUAAUGACGGUAGAAUCGAUUCCGGAUGCGGUGCAGGAACUGCAAGCGAAAAAGAUGGUGUCCGAGAAUUUGAUGCUGCUUAUAGAGGAGGAAGAAAAGCUGAAGGACACUCAGGAAGGUGCCGCUUACAGCGAGGCGGGUGAUUCGACACCGAUCUACUUCCGCAAUGUGAUCUUCAGUCCGGACGUACCGAUUCGCAUCGAUUACCACGGCAAGCGGAUGGAGCUAUCGCACGGUUCGCUGGCCGGUUUGUUGAUGGGACUGGGACAGUUGCAGUGUUCGGAAAUUCGGUUGAAAAAAAUCUCCUACCGUCACGGGUUGCUCGGUGUGGAUAGGUUGUUGAACUUCCUGCUGCAAGAGUGGUUGCAGGAUAUUAAGAAACAUCAGCUGCCGAAGAUUAUCGGUGGUUUUGGACCAAUGUACUCGCUGGUGCAGCUUCUGCAAGGCAUUUGGGAUUUGUUCUGGUUGCCGAUCGAGCAGUAUCAAAAGGAUGGCCGAAUCGUUCGAGGAUUGCAACGCGGAGCACAAAGUUUUACGGCCCGUACGGCACUGGCAGCACUGGAGAUAACUACCCGUAUCAUACACCUACUGCAGAUUACGGCCGAAACGGCCUACGAUAUGAUUUCGCCCGGACCAUCGAUCCGUCGCGGUAGGGGCAAUCGCAAGGGAAAGCGGAAGCGUCUACAUCCGCCGCAAGAUAUUCGCGAGGGCAUGUCCAACGCCAUACAGAUAGUACGAGAGGGAAUCACGGAGACGGCACACAAUCUAGUGGAGAUCACUGCCCUCGAGCAUGAUCAGAAAGGUUACACGGGAGCCGUUGGUGCGGUAAUGCGCCAAAUACCCCCGAUCGUGGUGCAGCCCAUUGUGUUGGCCACACAAGCCACGAGCAACGUGCUCGGCGGUGUGAAAAAUCAGCUCGUACCGGAUGCACGUGCUGAAGCGCGGGAAAAGUAUAAGGACGAUGUGGAGUAA